AUGGAAACAGUUUCAACGAGAAAUCAACGAGAUUUGGAAGUUGGACCAUCGAGUAAGUUUAAUUGUCUGAUCUUUUUUGUUGUCAUGUAUAAGUGGAUGAUGAAGAUAAAAAAGUUCGUGAGCUAGAAUAAAUUUAUAGGUAACAAAUGGAUAUAGGUUACAAUGUGCUUUCUGGAUAAUUGUGAGGUUUUUGAUGUCGUGUACUUACUUUUAUGUAAUUUUCAGUAACUUUUUAAGACGGAAUAUUGAAUUUUCUAAAUUUUGGUAUAAAAAAUAUUAAUUCAUAUUUUUUAGAUAAUAUGUAUAAGCUUCACCGUUCUUCAGCACCAGGAUGGAACGAUCCACCAAUUACCAUUACUAGUUCUCACAAGAACCGACUUCUUAACAUGAAGCGAUCUUUGGAUCCUAUAAUUACUGUAAGCUUUUUCUGUUUUUGUUGAAUUUUAGGUAAUAAUCAAGGAAAAAGAAGGCAGGAUUGGUGUAAUAUUCGGAUCGAAAACCUAUUUUAUUGUGAGUUUGGGUAAUAAAACUUGCUUUUUCCGAAUCCUAGUUAUGGUGGAGCUUACGGUGGAUAUGCUCAACAACAAUACGGACAAGGUGGUUAUGGCCAACAGCCUGGUCUUCAACAACAAAACUCGUUUGAGCAAUAUCAACAAGGUUAUGGCCAACAACAACAAUUUCAGGUGCGGUAUUGAAAUCUUUUAUGUUUAGACUUAUUUAUUAUUAUAUUUAUGGCAUUUGCAUCAAAAUAAAUUAAAAUUUUGUUUUUUAUGCUAACUUCCUUUACUUUUUGACCUUUUAACUUUUCAGCCAGCUGCGGCCUUAUGGCCAACAAAUAAGUCCAGGACAAAACGGGCAAUUUGGACAAAAUAACUCAACAGCACCACUAAGUGCACCAUCAGCCCUACCCCAAUCGUACACAACAGCCGCCAACACGCCUGCUCCCACCCCUGCCUGCGGACUGCCCCAGCCGGCCUAUUCCCAAACCUCAGCCGCACAACAGUACCAACAGCCCUACUCGCAGUUCCAGCCCAUCCAACCCGGCUUAUAUCCACAACAAACGCAGCAAAGUAGAUAA
Messenger RNA from Bursaphelenchus okinawaensis, 1078 nucleotides. NCBI's taxonomy places the organism in Eukaryota, Metazoa, Nematoda, Chromadorea, Rhabditida, Aphelenchoididae. The record is from the annotation of a GenBank genome assembly.